Gongylonema pulchrum is the source of this 2415-nucleotide messenger RNA. The record is from the annotation of a GenBank genome assembly. NCBI's taxonomy places the organism in Eukaryota, Metazoa, Nematoda, Chromadorea, Rhabditida, Gongylonematidae.
UCUCAUGUCAGUGAUUUUACUUGGGCGUUCACACAGGCCGUUGCGCGAGGCGCUCCAAAGGCAAAUAGUAAUGUUUUCUGUUUUUAUAUGGCGGACGAAGAUGGCCUAAACCGAUUGGAAGGUACAUCGGGCGGACGCGGUGGCCUGAUCAUACGCAAGAAGAAAUCGGAUGAUGACGACAAGCGCUUCAAGCAUCCUGGCAAAUCACUUCUUGGUCUGGAUGUUUACGUUUUCGAGAAGUACAAAAACGAUAAGCGAGGCCUAUAUGCUGAUACGAGAAACGAGAAACACAAGCACAAAAGUCAUAGCAGCAGCAGCAGUAGCAGAGAUCAUGAAAGAAAGAGACACCGCAAAAAUCACUCUUCCCGGGAUGACGAUGUCAUCAAAACACCGCUUUUCAAGGUCCCGAACACUCCAUCACGAUCCGCCUGGGAAGAGGAUGAUACGGGCCGAACAGCAAAGGUGCACACUUCAAGCUGGGACACCCCGCUGUUAUCCACUCAUUCUGAUGGUGCGGGCGCUUCGACUACGCGCAGUAUCUCCAGCAUUUGGCGAAGUGAACGAAAGCAUGAACGACGAAGGCAUGAAAAAAGGAGACAUCGAGAAGACACGGUGCGUUCGGUGAAAGAAGAGGGAGAUAUGAUACCCGAGUUUCGUGAUGAUUUUGAACGAGCAGAAUGGGAACGAGAGCAGCAGAAGUUGGAUCGCGAAUGGUAUGACAAUGAUCAAGGAUACGAUGAGGAAAACAAUCCUUUUGCUCAGGUUUCGCAAGAAUACAUUGAAAAGAAGGAAAAACAAUGGCAGCAAAAACGUGAGAAGCCACGUCUCACGGUACGCCAGCAGCAGAUCAAGAAAGACAACGAAAUUGAUUUCUUUGACGAUGAAUCGGACGAGAAUCGAGUGACACUGCUUGUGCAGAAUGUUGUGCCGCCGUUUCUGGAUGGAAGAUUUGUGUUCACGAGGCAAAGUAAACCAGUUGUUCCGGUGAAAGACGCGACCUCCGAUCUCGCUGUUGUUGCCACAAAAGGAAGCAAAUUUGCAAGUCAUUUGUCUGAAUCGCAAGCUGUCUCGGAUUUUGCACUGGAGAAGUCGAUAAAGGAGCAACGCGAAUAUUUGCCAGUUUUUGCGGUGAGACAAAAAAUGCUGAACGUAAUCCGGGAUAACAGUGUGGUAAUCAUUGUUGGCGAAACCGGUAGUGGCAAAACAACCCAGUUGGCGCAGUAUUUGCUCGAAGAAGGCUAUAGUCAUAAUGGAUUAAUUGGUUGUACACAGCCUCGGCGUGUAGCAGCUAUGUCAGUUGCGAAACGAGUAUCUGAAGAGAUGGGUGUCGAACUGGGCCAAGAAUGUGGCUACGCUAUCCGAUUUGAAGAUUGCACGUCGGAGAAUACACGAAUAAAGUACAUGACCGAUGGUAUUCUUCUCAGAGAAUGUCUGGGCGAUCCAGACUUAGAUCAGUAUGCAGCGAUUAUUAUGGAUGAAGCACACGAGCGGUCAUUAAACACGGAUGUGCUGUUUGGUCUGUUGCGAGACGUCGUUGCGCGCCGUGCUGAUCUCAAGCUAAUCGUCACUUCUGCUACUAUGGACGCCGAGAAGUUCGCAAAUUUCUUUGGUGGACACACUCCAUGCUUUACUAUUCCUGGUAAAUGCAUAUUCCUGUACUUUGUUACUUGUGGUAUGAUCAAAAAUCAGCUGGAAGAGCUCGAUGAUGCUCCGCCGCUUGCAGUGCUGCCCAUUUAUUCGCAGCUUCCCAGCGAUUUACAAGCAAAAAUUUUCCAUAAAGCUCCCGGUGGUAUUCGUAAAUGCAUCGUCGCAACAAAUAUUGCGGAAACAUCGCUCACCGUUGAUGGAAUAUUGUUUGUUUUUCCAAUAUCGCAGGCUUCAGCAAAUCAGCGAUCUGGUCGUGCUGGUCGUACAGGGCCUGGCCAGUGCUUUAGACUGUACACUGAAAGACAGUUUAAGUCGAAACUUUUGGGGCGAGAUGCUGCUGAACGAAAACAGAAGAACCCGGCAGGCGACACCGAACUGGAUGGUGCAGCUGAAGAAGUUGCCAGCUUCGGCAAUAUCUAUUUUUUCCAGGUUUUCCCAAUAUCGCAGGCUUCAGCAAAUCAGCGAUCUGGUCGUGCUGGUCGUACAGGGCCUGGCCAGUGCUUUAGACUGUACACUGAAAGACAGUUUAAGGAAGAAAUGUUAGUGGCAACAGUGCCAGAAAUACAGCGAACUAAUCUCGCCAAUGUAAUUUUAUUGCUAAAAUCGUUGGGAGUGGAUGAUUUGCUGAAAUUUCAUUUCAUGGAUGCGCCGCCCCAGGAUAAUAUGCUUAACAGCAUGUAUCAGUUAUGGACAUUGGGUGCUCUCGAUAAUAUUGGUCAGUCUUUUUUUUGCGAAACAUAUGAACUUGUAAAAUUUCAGAAAAUGUGA